AUGAAAAAGUCAGUGUGCAGUGAUUCAUAUCGCAGUGAAAGGAAGACUAGUCACGCUAGUUGCUCAAAUUCGGAUAGCAGCGAUGAGGAAGUGAUCAGAUUGCCAAAAAGAAGAAAAGUAAAUCGUAUCAUAUCAUCAGAUUCUGAUACGGAUACGGAUAAAUGCAAUCUUAGUGAUAAUGAAUAUUAUGAAGAUACUAUUGACAAGAUGUUACGAGAUUUGGUCGUGGAAGAAGAAAGCAACGUUGAUGAUACUGAGGAAGCUCCAGUUCAACAAAGUGAAUGGAGUGAAUUUAGUGGUCGGCAAAAAUCAAUUUCUUUUCAAGAAACAGGCGGUCUGAAUAAGCAAUUACCUGACGAUAUAAAUCCGUAUGAUGUGUUUACGUUGUUCGUCGAUGACGAAAUCAUAAACUUGCUGGUAUUAGAAACUAAUAGAUAUGCACAACAAAAACUAAAUGAAUCGAGGCUGACUCCAGGUUCACGAAUGCAUAAAUGGAAACCAACAAAUCCUGAAGAAAUAAAACAAUUUUUGGGAUUAUUGUUGUGGAUGGGACUUGUAAAAGUGAGCCCAAUAGCCAAUUAUUGGGCCAAAAACGAAUUGUACAAUUUCCGGCUACCGCGUCAAAUUAUUUCACGAAACAGAUUUGAACUAUUAUUGUGCAAUUUUCAUUUUGUCGAUAAUAUGUCCAUUGCCCGUGAUGAUCGGCUUGGUAAAAUACUUCCAUUUUUUAACAAAUUGGUAGGAAAGUAUCAGGAAACUUACACGCCUGGAGAAGACAUUGUUAUCGAUGAAACGUUAAUUCCAUGGCGUGGAAGACUCAUUUUCAAGCAAUACAUUCCAAAUAAAGCGCACAAGUACGGAAUCAAGUUAUUCAAAUUAUGUUCAAGCGAAGGAUACACAUGGGCAAUGAAAAUGUAUUCUGGUAAAUCAGCGGAAGGUAUUAGAGAAACAGGAUUGGCACACAAUGUGUGUCUACAACUGGCAGAGAAACUUUUCGAUCAAGGAAGAACAUUACAUAACAAGAAAUCUAUACCAAAAGAUGUUCUUAAUUGCAAACUAAGAAGGGGAGAAAUGGUAGCUAAAGAGGAUGAUAACGGGAUUGUGGUACUCAAAUGGAGAGACACACGUGACGUGAGAAUAUUAUCUACGAAACACGCUCCUAUCAUGACACAAAGCACGAAAAACAUUCAUGCUGCUUCUUCAAGCCAGCAGCCAUCCGCAAGACUCAAACCUCUGGCCGUCCUCGAAUAUAAUAAGGGUAAAUGUGGUAUAGAUUAUUCAGACCAAAUGGUUUUCUAUGCUUCGACGAUGAGGAAAGGAAUCAAGUGGUAUAGGAAGCUUGGUGUUGAACUUCUACUGGGGACGUCAAUUGUAAACGCUUUGGUCGUUUACAAAAUUGCGACAAAGAAAACUGUAAAUAUUAGACGAUUCAGAGAACUGAUUGCUGCAAAGUUACUAGGACUGAGUGAAGAUUUAACACUGCCUUCUGUUCGACGAAAUACGCAUUGCAUCGCCGUUCGAGAAAUAAUUUGGGGAAAAGCCUUAGACGCGCAUGCAAGCGGUGUUACGCAAAUAAAAGAGAAGAACUGGAACGAUCAAAGGCACGAGCAAAUCUCAGAAAACCCACUACUUUUUGUCCAAGCUGCCCUGGUCAACCGCAACUUUGCAGUGAAUGCUUCAAUAUUUUGCACUGUAAAUAAUUUUGUUAAUAAACGAUUUUUAAAAAAAUUCAACAGUAUUAUUAUCUCCUGUCAUAUAUUUAUCUAAAUAUGUUCGGAAAUCCUUUGGAAGGAGUCACCCGAAUACGGGUGACGUGGCCUGAUGAGAACUUUUGCUGUCACCCGAAUACGGGUGACGUGGCCUGAUGAGAACUUUUGCUGUCACCCGAAUAC
Athalia rosae (coleseed sawfly) is the source of this 1892-nucleotide messenger RNA. RefSeq names its product piggyBac transposable element-derived protein 4-like. Bases 1 to 1767 code for a protein of 588 amino acids. NCBI's taxonomy places the organism in Eukaryota, Metazoa, Arthropoda, Insecta, Hymenoptera, Athaliidae. The transcript has 2 exons. The record is from RefSeq and is a predicted model, not a curated record.